AUGGCAGCAAAGUAUUGUUCUCGAUCUCAUCCUUGCAUGGUGGGAGUUGCUAGUACUGAUUCACACAUUUGGAGGAGGAUGAUGGCAGUCCGAGAGGCGGCUGAGCAGAAUAUUGUUUGGUUGGUGCAAUCUGGUGAUAGUAACUUCUGGUUUGAUAAUUGGUUGGGCUCUGGGCCGUUAUGUCAAAGACUAGAGAAUGUAUCUGAUCAUCAAGUGAAGGAUUUUAUGUCUCAAGGCAGAUGGAAUAAAAAAUUGUUGUUGCAAUGGGUUCCGUCUCGAAUAAUUGAUGAAAUUUUGAAGAAGGAGCCGCCUUUGUUGCCUCAGUGUGACCACAUGAUCUGGAAGUUGAAUCAAUUAGGUGCUUUCUCUCUUGCUUCAGCUUUUCAAGUGAUCAAGUACGCUUCUGAGUCCUCAUUUAUGUUCUCCAAAGUAUGGAUCUCUGUAUUGCCUCUCAAGAUUUCUUUUUUCAUGGUGCGUCUUUUGAGGAAUCGGCUUCUGGUUGUGUCAUCUCUAGUUAAGUUUCAUGUCCAGGGUCCAUCAAAAUGUUUUUGUUAUUUGGACUCUCAAUCUAAAACCCUGGACCAUGUUUUUUCGGAAGGCGAAUUUGCACAACAACUUUGGAGCUUCUUUGGUUCUGCGGUUGGAGUUUCAUAUUUGGGAGUGGGAGUUAGAUCUAGACUAGCUGCGUGGUGGUUUCAUUGUCGGGAAAAUGGGUUUGUUCAUGCAGUUUUGCCAAUUUUAUUCUGUUGGCAGAUUUGGAAGGCAAGGAAUAGGAAGGUCUUUGAGGAGAGGGAGCCUCAACUUCGAAGCGUUUGUGAUUGGAUUUUCCGGGAACUAAGAGAUAUGUUUAAUCUAAAGUUUCCUAAUAGGCUGGCUGAGAUUAGUUCCUGGCCAAAUUACUAUAUUGCUGUGAAAUUUGGUGGCGGUGGGAUUCUUCAUGAUGGUAAUGGGGUCAUGGUGUUUGCUUUUACGGUCCCUUUUAGGGAGAUGUCAAGUGUACAAGCUAAAGCAAAGUUAUUGCUUUUUGGUGUCCAGCAGUGCAUACAGUGUGGGUUUGUUAGGCUUCACGUGGAGGUUGAUUCACUCUUGGUGGUUCAGAUAUUACAAAACAAAGCUGCAUGUCCUUGGAAGAUAUGGGCGGAGAUGGAGAAGAUUAAGGGAUGCAUGAGGUUUGUGGCAAGGGUUACUCAUUGGUAUGGCGGGGGGGAAUCAAGUGGCUGA
Messenger RNA from Coffea arabica (coffee), 1221 nucleotides. RefSeq lists its product as uncharacterized. The record is from RefSeq and is a predicted model, not a curated record. Gene Ontology annotation, molecular function: nucleic acid binding; RNA-DNA hybrid ribonuclease activity. Lineage: Eukaryota; Viridiplantae; Streptophyta; Magnoliopsida; Gentianales; Rubiaceae.